ACGGAAUCUCUCCGGCCGCAUUCCUCCGCUCUCACAUCCAAACCCCGCACUUUUUUUUUUUUGUUUUUAUUUUUUUUGGGGGGGUGGGGGGCAUUUCUUUUUUUGUGGAUUUUAAUGCCUAAAUUAAUAAUUCAGCUGGCACUACUUUCGGGUAGUUUGCGGGUCUUUUCCUUCGGCGACAAGCGGCCGCGGUGCGGACUUCAGCAGAUCCGCAAGCUGUGUCUAGGUGCUCUCUCCCAGCCCCUCUCUGGAUGCAUCAGACCCCUCCUCCCCGGGGCCCUGGACCCGGCUUGUGACGCCACAGACCUCACAUCCUUCCUCCUCCAUCUCAGCUCGCUCUGCUCCGCGCUCGUCUCCACCUGUCCGCCCUGGACCUCCUGCUCUGGGCCCCCUGCCCCUCGACCAGCGGGCAGAGGCGGGGGGCCAUGGCACUGCGGUAGCCAGGCCCCUCGCCAUGAGCAGUGCGACCAAUUCAGAGAGCAGCAGGAUUCAGGGUUCAGACUUAACCCUGCUUCACUACAAGCCCUUCAGCUCGCAUGAACACUACCAGCAGGUGAUGAGAGCUCAUCGUAAACUCCAGGAGAGUGGCUUUUACUGGGGGGCCAUCGGGGGUCGGGAGGCCAACUACCUGCUGCGCUCCGAAAACCCCGGCACUUUCCUUGUCCGCGACUCAUCAGACCACCGCCACUUCUUCACCCUGUCGGUGCGGACGACUCGGGGAACCAAGAACCUGCGAAUCCACAGCGAGGUUGGGGGUUUCUACCUGGAGCCGGACCCCCAAAACACUGAGGAGCUACCGCAGUUUGACUGCGUGCUGAAACUCAUCACACACUACAUGGGGAAGUCUGACACGGGACGGAGCAGGGACGGGGCGAGCGGAGGACGCACAGUGGAGAAGGAACGCAAGGUGUACCUGAUUCACAGCGGCGAGGAGAAAAUCCCGCUGGAGCUGCAGAAGCCCCUCAUGAGCUCCCUGUCUUCCCUGCAGCACAUGUGCCGGAGGACGCUGAACGAAGCGGGCCUGGGAGAGCUGGAGCGGACUGAGCAGCUCCCUCAGACGCUUAAAGACUUCAUGCAGAAAUAUGACGCUCCUAUCUGACUGACGGGGAACAGCACAGACCGGGUCUUAGAGAUGAUCAGACUGGGCCUCACAUUCUCAAACGUGACGGUUGUGACCAGAGUCAGCGUUCUCAGCGCUUUUUUCACUUUUAUGAAAUCGCUGUUGAACUCCCAAAGGCUGAAGUCUGAAUUGGGUAAUCAACGGUUACUCCGUCUAUUCUGCCUGGGAAGAACCUGACCACCAAUAUGUGUGUGUGCGGGUGGGUAGAGGGCAGAUAAAACCAGAGGUCAAGGGUCAACGUUUCCUAUGACUGACUCAGACGCAGAGCCGAGCCUCGUAGAAGAUUGUAAACAAUGGCGGGGACACGCCGCAGCUGAUUUUGGUGGGUUUAAAUCCUCUUAAAGAAACGGCGUCUUCAUUUUCCAACUCUUUGGAUCCCAAGACAGGGAGGGAGUGAAUGAAGGGGGAGCUGCAGAGAAAAGGCAAAGUCCAAAUGAAGAGAGAGAGAGAGAGAGAGGAAGAGAGAGUACAGUAUUUGUUUGUCUGAGUGUGUGCGUUGUGGCUGUGCACAUAUUUCCAUUCCCAUUUCCCGCAAAUGUUGCCACAUAGAGGGGAGUGGGCUGGCCAUGCACGCUAGCUCCACACACACUCAUGCAGGUACAGGCCCACAUGAAGGUUUUAUAUGCGUGGGGCUAAAAAAAAAUAAUUACGAAGCGAAUCUUCUCCUGUUUGUCUCCUUUUCUUCCUCCAUUACCCUUCCCUCCAUUUUUUUAAUUAUUUUUUUGAUGCCUUUGUGCUCUGAAAGCAACAGAAAACAGACUACAGUCGACAACACAAAAGCUCGUUCUUAACAAAAAGUUUUUUGUUUUUUUUAUGACGAGGUACCAAACAAAACAGGAAUAAAUAGAUUUUUUUAUCCAGGAUGCAAAGAUGUAAAGAUCUCUGCAGAUUGGCAGUGACCAUCCUGGAGAUGUGGAAGGAAGAGGGGUGGGAUGAUGGAAGGGGAGAGGAGCGGGAAAUGGGAUUAGUAAAAGGGGAAACUGAAAGAGGAGGAGACAUACUGGUAUACAGCUUGAUAAAAACACUGAUUAGAUUGAUGAUGCCGUCCGACAGGAUGUAGGUUGUGUAAAUCUAACAGCUUUGGCUUUGUCUGAAAUCAGCUCUUUUAGAGCGUUUUAGCUAAAAAUGCAACAAUCUAACUUUUACUUUCCAUCACUGUUGUUUUGGAGGUCUGACCUACCAAAUUUGAUAUUAAUAUAAUUAUUUUAAGACUAUAUAUUUUAAAAAAUGGGACAUUUUUGUAAAUCCACACCUGAAGUUUCAUGAUAGAGGAAGUAGCUGCAAUCCCCCGAACAUUAUGAAAUAAAAUUUCUAUUAACAUGCGGUUUGUUGAUACAUUUACGCACCAGAAAGAAUUUAGUUAAACUUUUUUAAGUUGCCGACAGAAAAAGGAGGCGCAACAAUUAACAAACACUGCUUUUUCUCCCAAAAUUAUAACUGCUUUGAAAAGAUGACGCAGUAGUAUAUAGACUAGUAAUAAUGAUUAUUUUAAAAUACAUACAAUUAUUUUAUUAUUAUAGAUUUAUAUAGAUAGAUGGUUAAUGAUUCUUGCUUAUCUGUACAACUUUUUUUAAAAACUAGCUUUUAAAAGCUACAGGUCCAGUUUAUAAGCCAGAUUCAAUUAAUUUGGCAGCUUUGGCUAAGAAUACCAAGGUAUAUUUGUCUAAUAUACUAGAGAUGUGUCUAAAAGUUUUCUGGACGUCAGAAUCAACCUAUUUUCUCUUGAAAAGCUUUGUUUUCAUUUGGAUUAAAAAAAAAUGCUUCCUCUAUCACAGCAACUUCAGCUUCAUUUUUUUCCCCUUAAGUCUUAACGUCUCAAAUAAAAAAGCAAGAAUCUAACAAAAUUGGAAAGGAGACGCACUGACCAGGCUGGCUUAUUCUGAUUUUCUUACUGUUCUAUAAGGGCUGUAACACACAGAAAACUUUUAUAUCAAUAUUUAUUUGUAUUUCUAUGUAGAAUGCUACAGGUUGGUUUAUAGAGCUCAUAGUUUUGGAUCUAAGGGGAAAUAAAGGGAUGCGUCAUUAAGCAUAAUAAAGCUAAAGGGAGGGGGAAAAGCUCUUGAUGCACAGGAGGGGAUACCUGUAAUAUCUUUAAUUGUUCCACUUCUAUCAAACAACCUGCUGCAUAUUUGUUUUUGUUUAUCUUCUUUUAGUCCUUUAAAAAUCUGAAUCAGCAUCUCAGAACAGAAAUCGGAUAUUCGUAUGAAGCCUGGGCGGUGCAUCCCUUCUAAAAUAAAAUGAUUACUCGGCUAAAUCUAACCUUAAGAGCAGUUUAAAUGGAGUCGAUCUCAAAACUGCAUAAUUAGUAGAUCUUUUUUCUUUAAGUUCAUUCCUAAUGAUUCAAUUUAUAAAAAUUAAGAUUUUAAACAAUAUUAGUGAAUGGAAAAGUACAUGCCUAUAUGUUUGUUUCCUUUUAAGCCUUAUGUUGGAUUGUCUGCCUAAUUUCUCUCUCUCUUCUCUUUCUGCGCCAAUUUGAAGGAGUUAAGAGGAAACUUGUUAUUUGGACCUUUUAUAAGAUUUUUUUUGCCUCUGGAGAACAUCAAGGGAAAAAAAUACCCUUAGAUUCUUGGAAAAAAUGCCUUUUGUAAAACUAAUAAUAAGACUCAGAUUUGACCGAUAUUUGUACCUUUUUUUUCUGUUUUCCUAAUGCUCAUGCUCACCUGUGAUCCAUAUUGAAGUAGUAGCCUUUUUUUUUCUUUACACCAUGAAACAGUGAGUUUAUGUAGCCACAGCGAUGCACAUGUCUUUUUUUUUUUUUUUUUUCUAUUGGUCAGAUCUGGGUUUUACAGUUUUGCAUCAAACACAAAGUUCUUACAUAUGUGCUGCAGCAGGAGUCGGCGUGUAUGUGAAUCAUUUGUCUUUUAUAAAGACUCUCUUGCAAAAGGCUGGCCACUAGUCUGGCAAAAUACGAGCUGUAAUAUCUGCAAUGUCAAGAGCAUUACAUAAUAAAUGAAAAAGGAACGUUGCACAUAUUUAUAUUUCUAAAAUAUUUCAAUAAUUUAUAUUAAAGAGCACUAUUUUUACAAAAGCCAUUUCAAUGUGCCCUGUGUGUUACUUUCUCACUGCUUGCCUCCUGCGCUGCUUCUCCUUUUCUCCCCCCUGAGUCAAUAUUGACUGGAUACGCUUUAACUUACUGUAAUAUAUUGUAAAGUAGUCUGUAUUCCAGCAAUUCCCGGCUUCACAACAAGAUUAUUUACUGUCAGAUGGGAUUUCCUAGCUGGAGGAAGACGUGUUUAUAUAGCCAGAGAGGGCUGUGAGAGCCGGAGAAGGGCGGCUGCACGUUUGAG
Messenger RNA from Cyprinodon variegatus (sheepshead minnow), 4407 nucleotides. It is a transcript of the gene socs3b, whose product is annotated as suppressor of cytokine signaling 3. Bases 455 to 1099 code for a protein of 214 amino acids. The record is from RefSeq and is a predicted model, not a curated record. Gene Ontology annotation, biological process: intracellular signal transduction; phosphatidylinositol phosphate biosynthetic process. Lineage: Eukaryota; Metazoa; Chordata; Actinopteri; Cyprinodontiformes; Cyprinodontidae. Gene Ontology annotation, molecular function: 1-phosphatidylinositol-3-kinase regulator activity. Gene Ontology annotation, cellular component: phosphatidylinositol 3-kinase complex. The transcript has 3 exons.